CAAAUGCAAAAAUUAGCAAGUAGCUAAAACAUCUAUUAGUAAUAGUUGCAGUAAAUACUAAUUACAAAGCGCGAGACUGGGAGUGAAAUGUUGUAAAUUUUUUGAGUUUGUUGACUAGUGGAGUAAAGUUCGUGGACAUAACGCUGACGACAAAAUGUUGCCAGCGAAGGAGAAUGUUGAUCUGGAGUGCUUUAUAGUCACUAAACAUGCAUGGAAAGGCAGAUAUAAACGGAUACUAAGCAUAGGCACGGGUGGCAUAUCCACAUAUAAUCCAGAUAGAUUUGAUUUAACAAAUCGCUGGUCGUACUCGGAUAUUGUGGCUUCCACACCCUCCAAAUCCACAAAUAUACCCAAUGAGUUUGUGCUCACCAUAAAGAAAGACAAGAAAUUGGAUACGAUCAAGCUUUCAUCGGAAUAUCGCAACGACAUACUCAGCUCCAUAUUGAAAUACUAUAGGGAGUUUGCCGACAAGCCCAAGAAUGCGUUGCGCUUCAAUGCCUACAAAUACCACUGGUCCGGUAUUAGCUUGCCAACUGUGCUGGAGGUGACACCAUGCUCCUUGGAUCAGUUAGAUCCGACCACAAACGAUGUGCUCACAAGCUAUAUGUAUAAGGAUAUUGAAGGAAUAAUAGCAGGCAUCUCGGACUACGAAAAUGGCAUUGUGAUGGCCUAUGGGGGCUUUAGUCGCCUGCAUAUGUUCAAGGCGCUCAAUCAUCAUGAAAUUGUACAGAAUAUAGCCCAGCGUUGCUCACAGUUUCUCGGCAUCGAAAUUAAAAUACUCAAGAGCCAGAUAACACGCGAACAAUUCGAGCGACAGCGCUUUGGAAAAUACAGCGAUGAUCAGUUCCAAACUUCAAUGACCGAGUUUACAGUACAAAAGAUAACACCGCGUCAUCCGGAUCCAGUAAAGCGCAUACUCUGCCUCACUGAGCUUACGCUUCUGGAGCGUGAUCCACAAACCUAUAGCGUCUGCACACUGCGUCCACUCACAGAUGUAUUCGCUUUGGUGCGUGACAAGGACAAUCUGCAGCGCUUUUGUAUUGAAUACAAAAAUGGCAUUGUGCGCAACUAUAGCACCAAUGAUCGUGACUCGUUGCUGGCCACGAUGCUGGAUGCCGUGCGCUCCAGUGGUAACCAGGAUGUGCACAUACGCAUUGGCAACACGCCGCGUGGCAAGCGCUAUGUGCCGCUUAAUAGCUCAGUGGACGAGGAAACCGAAGCAAGCUUGCUGCGUCUCGUUAUUAAUAAUUUUCAAAAUCCAAGCAGACGACAUGAAAUUUUAGAGCGCUUCAAUGCCAAUGUGCCACACAGCGGGCUAAACUACAGCGUAACGCAAGAUAGUCUGUUUGCGGAGAACAAAGAGAAACUAAUCUUAAGUGCGCUGCAGUCCUUGGCGCAAAAAGAGCUCGAUAGUCCCACAGCGCAAUUGAGUAACAUUGAGUUGGAGGCCAUCUUCCAUGCAUUAACGCGUUUGUUGGCCAGUAAAGUGGGCUAUGCAGCUUUCACCAAUUUGCCAGGUUUUCGUGAAAUAAUUGGCACGAAAAUUGUAGCUGCGCUGCGUCGCAAGGAUUUGGCUGUCACAUACUCGGCCAUUGACAUGAUCAACUCGUUGAUGCAUUCGGUCAACACUGAUCAUGACCUUAAGCAGGAGCAGCUAAACAAAUCUUCCAUACUGUCAUCCAAGUCAUUUCUUGAAACGUUGCUCAACAUGUGGACCAUGCAUGUGAGCCAUGGCAGCGGGGCUUUGGUGUUGUCCGCCAUGCUGGACUUUAUGACAUUUGCGUUAUGUGUGCCUUACAGCGAAACCACCGAUGGCAAGCAGUUUGAUAUACUCCUGGAGCUCGUUGCCGAGCGCGGACGUUAUCUUUACAAACUCUUCCAGCAUCCUUCGCUGGCCAUUGUCAAGGGUGCCGGCUUGGUGCUUCGCGCCAUUAUAGAGGAGGGUGAACUGCAUGUGGCGCAACAAAUGCAGGCUUUGGCCCUGGAUGAGGCAGCGCUCUGUCGUCAUUUGCUAGUGGCGCUUUACACGCCCUCGAAUGAUCCCACGCUCAUAACGCAUCGUCAGCUGUCGCGUCACUUGAUAGGACUGUGGCUAACCGACAGCGAGGAGGCCAUGGAGCUCUUCAAACGUAUUUUUCCCGCUGGCUUGCUGACAUUCUUGGAGUCGGAGGAGAAUGUGCCUGAUACGGAUGUGGAGGAGGAUAAAUUGAAUUUCCGUGAUAACCUCAAGUUCGCAAUACAACAUUCCAAAAGAACCCGCAAAAAUGUGAUAGAAAAGCAUUUGCAAGGCAUUAAGCACUGGGGCAUGAAUCUUAUUGAGCAGCAGGAUGGCGCUGCACAGGCGCUCAAGAAUCGUCCCGUUGUGCUGCGAAAUCGUCGCCAAAAGAAAAAGACUUCAGAAGCAAUUGUGAAUUUACCAUAUUUCUUUUAUAAUUUUGCCAAAGAUCAUAGUUUGCCCAAUUUGAUCUGGAAUCACAAGACGCGUGAAGAGCUGCGCAUGUGCUUGGAGAAUGAGCUGCGACAAUUUCUUAACGAUCGUGACUUGGCUGGCCAGAUGAUUGUGGCCUGGAAUUAUCAGGAAUUUGAAGUAGGCUAUCAGUGUUUGGCUGAGGAAAUCAAAAUUGGGGAUUAUUAUAUACGCCUCAUACUGGAAAAGGAUGACUGGCCGCAAAACUUGGUCAAAGAUCCCAUUGAACUUUUUAAUGCUUUAUAUCGACGCGUGCUGUGCCGCCAGCGUGUAAAUGAUGAUCAGAUGACUGUGUUCUCGCUGCAAGCCUUGGCCAAGGUCUACCGGCGCUACCACAAGGAGAUUGGCAAAUUCAGCGACAUGUCCUAUAUAUUACAGCUCAGUGAUCGCUGUCUUUCGCCGUCCAUGCGCGAUGCCUUAAUUAAUCUCAUAUCCUGUCUGGUGCUGGAAAAAGCAAAUUGCCGCGCCUUGAUCGAUCAUGUGCAGUGUCUGGUGGAUCUUAUAACGCUGGCGCAUCUGCACAAGGGACGCGCACAGCUUAAUACCAAAACCAAUGUGAUUGAAGCUGGUCCCAAUAUGGCUGCCUAUGAGGAGAAGGACUGGUACUACAACAUAGAGAAGGAGGGACAAAAGGCGGAGCGUCAAGGUCCCAUAACCUACUCCGAGCUGAAAGAGCUUUGGCAGAAGGGACAAAUUACGCCCAAGACACGUUGCUGGGCUAUAGGCAUGGACGGUUGGCGUUCGCUGCAGCAGAUACCCCAAUUGAAGUGGUGCCUCAUAGCCAAGGGCACGCCACUAUACGACGAAACCGAGUUGUCGUGCAAAAUACUCGACAUACUGAUCAAGUGCACCAGCUUCUUUCCCAGUCGCACUCAGAAUGGCGUUGCUGUGCUCAUUCCUGGGCCCAAGCUGUCGCGCAAGUUGUCAGAGUUCAUAUGCCUGCCGCAUGUGGUGCAGGUGUGUCUGACGCAUGAUCCUGGUUUGCUUGAACGCGUCGCCACGCUGCUCUGCCAGAUAAUGGAGGACAAUCCGGAAAUGCCCAAGGUCUAUAUGACGGGUGUCUUCUACUUUAUGCUCAUGUACACGGGCAGCAAUAUUUUGCCCAUAACACGCUUCUUGAAGAUGACGCACAUGAAGCAGGGUUUCCGCAGCGAGGAGACUUCCCAGUCGGGCAUUAUGCAUCGCAGUAUUUUGGGACAGCUGCUGCCUGAGGCUAUGGUCUGCUUUUUGGAAAAUUACAGCGCUGAAAAGUUUGCAGAAAUAUUUCUGGGUGAAUUCGAUACGCCGGAGGUUAUCUGGAGCUCUGAAAUGCGUCGCCUGCUGAUUGAGAAAAUUGCGGCGCAUAUUGCAGACUUUACGCCGCGUCUGCGUGGCCAUACUAUGGCCAGAUAUCCAUAUCUAGCCAUACCGGUCAUCAGCUAUCCACAGCUAGAGCAUGAACUCUUCUGUCACAUUUACUACCUGCGCCAUUUGUGCGACACACAAAAGUUUCCCAAUUGGCCCAUUGCUGAUCCUGUGCAGCUGCUCAAGCAUACGCUGGAUGCCUGGCGCAAGGAGGUGGAAAAGAAGCCGCCACAAAUGACCAUACAGCAGGCCUAUCAAGAUCUUGGCAUCGAUUUAACUAAAACACCCAAACCCGAUGAGUCCAUGAUACGCAAGAGCUACUAUAAGCUGGCGCAAAUGUAUCAUCCGGACAAGAAUCCCAAUGGACGCGAGAUCUUCGAGAAGGUCAAUCAGGCCUACGAAUUUUUGUGUUCACGCAGUGUCUGGAGCUCUGGCGGACCGGAUCCAAACAAUAUUGUCUUGAUAUUGCGCACGCAGAGCAUUCUCUUUGAACGUUAUCCAGACGUGCUGCGUCCUUAUAAAUAUGCUGGCUAUCCGCAGUUGAUAAAAACUAUACGCUUGGAAACACGAGACGAUGAGCUGUUCUCCAAGGAGGCUCAGCUGUUGACUGCUGCCUCAGAGCUGUGCUAUCAUACGGUGCAUUGUUCGGCCUUAAAUGCGGAGGAGCUGCGUCGCGAGGAGGGCAUAGAGGCGCUGCUGGAGGCCUACACACGUUGCGUGUCCAUAUUGGGCGUCGACUCCAAGCCAGACUCACUGCACUAUCAGGUUAUAUCGAAUGUGACGCGCUGCUUUGAGGUCGCUUGCAAUUUUGAAAAGUGCAAACAAAAGAUUAUACAAUUGCCCCAGUUGCUCUCCGAUGUUUGUCGCGUGGUUUACUUCAAGCAUACGCUAUCGGUCAGCCUGGUGACCAGUUUGGCUGCCAACAACUAUGACUUGCAGUGCAAUCUGUCGCGCAAUGGCGUGCUCUGGUCGCUGUUGCUGUUCAUCUUUGAGUACGAUUACACGCUGGAUGAGAGUGGCGUAGAGGUGAGCGAUAAGUCAAAUCAACAGCAGUUGGCCAACAACUUGGCCAAAAUGGCUGUGCUGGGCUGCAUAUCCUUGGCAGGCUACAGCAUGGAGCUGCGGAAUAAACCCAUAACGGGCAGUGAAAAUAAUUCGCCCUCCAGCAGCACCGCUAAAGCAGCGCCCCCGCUUAAGCCCAAGCCUACGCAGGUGGUGCCCAAUACGGCGUAUACGCAAAAUGCGCACAAUCCGCUGCAGAGCAAACAGCUGGCCAUUACCACGGGCAAGGAGCCUGCCGUGCUUACCAAACAGGACUCUAGUGUUAGCAGCGAUACCUCCAGCUCCACGCCCACCGACAGCGAGCAGCAGCAGCUACAGCAGCGCCUCAAUGCCAUACAACAAAAGUAUAUUGUCACCGGCGAGGCGAAGAACAUGCUCAUCAAGCAGGUGCUGGAUCGUUUACUCACAGGCUAUAUAGCCAACCAGUUGGCCACGGCGCGUGACUCCGAAGUGCUUAAGCUGCUGACGGCGAAUACACGCAACCCUUACCUAAUCUGGGAUAAUGGCACGCGCGCUCAACUGAAAGACUUUCUGGAGCAGCAGCGCACCGCUUCCGCCAAGGAAACGCAUGAGGAUAUAGCACAAGUCUAUGAGCUGGUGGCCAAUUUCGAGUUUGAUGCACACAAAGACGAGCUGCAAAUUGGCGGCAUAUUCAUACGAAUCUACAACGAUAUGCCCACGCAUGCCAUAGCGCAACCCAAGCAGUUUAUAAUGGAUCUGUUGGAGUACUUAAAGCAUGCCUAUCAAUAUCUGCAGCUCAAGCAAGGCAAAUCAAUUGCGGCAGCGCCCAAAAUGAACGCCGAUGGCAUACUAACGCCCACUCUGGCGCCUAAUCAUCCAAAGCUGCAGCAACAGCAGCAGCAGCAGCAACAGCAACAACAACAGCGUGGCAGCACCUUUGAUGAAGUACUCAACGCCUACAAUCGCUCCAAAAGCCGCAAGAAGCUCGAGACAGACGCACAGGCAGAGCAGCAGCAGUCUGUGCAGCAGAGUCAAUAUGACUUCUCCAGCGAUAAGCAGAUCGAGCAGCAUAUUACUAUGGUGCUGCGUGCGCUGAUAGCGGUUAUCAAAGCCAACGCCGAGGUCGAGAUACAAUGCAUUGGCAAUUUCGAUAUGAUAUUUGGUUUUCUGGCGAACAAUAUUUUCCCAGAUAACUCCAGUGUUAAGGCUGUGGCCUUGGAAGUGGUCGCGUUGGUGUCACGCAAUAAGGAGUGCGUCUCAGAGGUUGCUGCCUGUGAGAUUUUGGGCAACUAUCUGGUGGCACUGAAGGAUCCGGAGCUGCGUGCGAGUCAAGUCAAAGUGCUAGAGACGCUGUCCGGUCUAAUGAACGUGCAGGAGAUGAUCAAGGAGGCGCAGGCGAAGGGCGCUGCCAUCUAUUUGCUGGAUAUGUUCUGUAAUUCACGCAAUCCUCAAAUUCGAGAAAUGUGUGCUGAAAUUUUAGCCAAGAUGACAGCGGAUCGUCUUAGUGGGCCCAAGGUGCGCAUUAGUGUUUCAAAGUUUCUGCCUGCACUGUUUAUAGAUGCCAUGAUCGAGUCGCCAGCCACGUCGGUACAGCUGUUUGAGUCUAUACAUGAGCAUCCGGAGCUUAUCUGGAAUGAUUCUACGCGCUCGAAUGUCUGCGACGCGGUAGCGGACACUUGCAAUCGGUUCUAUCAGCAGCAGAAGUCAAAUCCCAAGUAUAUUUGGAAGGAUCCAGAAAUUCUCAAGGAUAUUGUGUCCAAUGAGAUUAUCGUCGCCGGCGUUUACUUGCGUCUGUUCGUCAGCAAUCCGGCAUGGACAUUGCGCAAGCCCAAACAAUUUCUUUCUGAUCUAUUGGACUUCGUAGUGGAGCAGAUCAGCAAAAGCUCAACGGAGCAGGAUGUGUUGGAUCUAUCAACGACAGCAUUGGUGGAGCUACUGCGCUCACAGCCAAAUCUGGCAGAUGAUAUACCCGUUCUAGGGCACAUACCCAAGCUUUUCAAUCUUUUGUCGGUGCAACCAAAGAACACACUCUCAGUAUUACAUCAACUAUCGCUGUCAGAGUUCUGUGUGAGCGCCAUUGCGCAAACGGAGUGUGUGGCGCCACUCAAGAAAUGCAUGGAACAAAAUCGCGAGUGCAUAGAAAAGUCUUGCGAAACGCUGAGUCGGCUAUUUAAGCAGCAACACGACUCGCUUAUUAGUCAAUCGCUAGAAGUUGGACUUAUACCCUAUCUGUUGGGAUUACUGGACAGUCGUUUGGAAUUUGUUGACAGUCCAUCCGCAGUUAAAGCACAAAUUGUCGCUGCGCUCAAAGGCAUGACACAUAAUCUCAACUAUGGUGAUCGUGUCACUCAAAUAUUGCUCAAGCAUCCAGUGUGGGCAGAGUUCAAGGAUCAACGACACGAUCUCUUUAUUGCAGACACCAAUAUACGUGGCUAUCUUACGGGUAUCAAUCCAACAGCGGGCUAUUUGACCGCUGGACCAGCGCAAAGCGUUGAAGUGCUGACCUCACCGCCGCCCAUUGAUCGCGACGAUCCUUCAGCACGUCCUCCUGUUGAUUAGCGGGUCCUUAUUUACCAGCAAUACCAUAAAGCUAAAAUUAAACUUACCCAUGAUUUUUGCGCAUAGGAUGCCUGCAAUUGCCAGAGGAGUUUCGACAUGGACGUGUACUGAUUUCCUUUAUUGUAUUAAACAUUUUUGCAUAUUUUUACAAAGCCGUCGAGCUACGUAUAUAUAAUUAACAAACUGUAACAAAGUCUACGAAACGUUUAAAUUUUUUAUAUUUAUAUAAAUUGUAUAAAUAAUUAGUAAAUAGCCAUACACACACACACAUACACCUAUAUACACAUCAGCAAGAGCAUGCAUAAAGUGAUUAUACAUAUGUAUUAUGAAUAACAAGUGAACUCAUUAAAAAUGAAAUUA
This is a messenger RNA of Drosophila busckii, 7753 nucleotides long. RefSeq names its product dnaJ homolog subfamily C member 13 (gene Rme-8). The record is from RefSeq and is a predicted model, not a curated record. The coding region runs from base 155 to 7393 and encodes 2412 amino acids. Gene Ontology annotation, cellular component: endosome membrane. The transcript has 19 exons. NCBI's taxonomy places the organism in Eukaryota, Metazoa, Arthropoda, Insecta, Diptera, Drosophilidae. Gene Ontology annotation, biological process: endosome organization; regulation of early endosome to late endosome transport; receptor-mediated endocytosis.